Danio aesculapii is the source of this 3425-nucleotide messenger RNA. RefSeq names its product pentraxin-4 (gene ptx4). The record is from RefSeq and is a predicted model, not a curated record. The transcript is spliced from 3 exons. NCBI's taxonomy places the organism in Eukaryota, Metazoa, Chordata, Actinopteri, Cypriniformes, Danionidae. Bases 106 to 1620 code for a protein of 504 amino acids.
UUCAGGGGUAGGAGGGUGUACGCUUACACAAACUGUUUUAGGAUUGAAUUUUCAAGCAUCUCAGAUUCAGUUAUUCAGACACUUUCUUAAGGAGGUAAAGUAACCAUGAUCAGACGGGCUGGAGGAAGUGUUUUUUUCCUGAUCACAAUCUUCCUGUUGAUGCCCAUGAGCUGGACACAGAGAGGAGCACCGGCUGACACAUUUAAAGCCUUAAACAACAGACUGAGGAUGCUGAAUCAGCAGUUCAAGAGAUUUCAACAGAUGACCUCGACUCAUCUUCAGAGAAUUGGCAAAAACUACAACGUUACAAACAGCGUAGAUUUCAAAGUUUUGAGUCAGCAGUUUGAGAGGAUCUCCAGGGAGCUGCGUUCAUUUAGAGAAACGACAGACCACAGUCUGAAUUCCCUCAAAUCCUGGACGAAGAGUCUACAGAAAAAGACCAAGAGGCUUGACUCCAGUCUGUCCAACAUGACAAGAGCGCUGAGGCAAAACAACCAUCUCAACCUCAGAGAAAUCCAAAAGCAGAGAACGGCUUUGACUGAUCUGUCCCAUAAGAUCCAGAAACAGCAAAGCCAAAUUGACUCAUUGGAGUCCUUGAGGGAUCAGGUUCAGGACGGGAUGCAGGACCUUCACACGUCUCUCAAAAAACACCAGACACGGAUAAUGAAGUUGGAGAGCCAGAUUCAAGAGCUGUUAAAGAUCAUUUCAACUUCCAAGGCUGAAGAUCCUUUUAAUUCUAUUAGGAAGCAACAUGGAGUGCUCAUGAGGCAUGUUCAGACUCAACCAAAGUCCAAAGAGCGCAGAAUGAGAGAGAGGUUGUUAAUGCUUGGGUCAACAAAACAACCACAGACUUACAAAAUAAGGGAAAGACAACGGCAGAGCACCACACAACCAACAGUUCAGGCUCACGAGGAACUAUUUCAACUUCCACUUCGACACAAAAUCCCACACGUUCAACCCCCAAAGGAAGAAGCCAGAAUUUGCAAUGUGGGUUCAAUGCUUCUGUUUCCAUCUACCUCCACUGAAAAUUAUGCCACCUUCCAGAAGACAUUCCAAACUGGAAUACAUGAACUCUCUAUUUGCACUUGGCUGAAAGUAGACGGCAAGUAUGUUGGAACAAUUCUUUCUUAUGCCACGGAAAACAACGACAAUAUGCUUGUUCUCUAUGGUCGCAAUUCUGGCAAACUGGGCCUUAUGGAUUUUGUGAUUGGAGAUCCAGCUUAUCGUGAAUUGUCUUUACCAAAUAUCCUGGAUGGCGAGUGGCACCAUUUAUGCAUCACCUGGUCUUCUAUUGAAGGCAGGUUUUGGUAUUAUUUGGACCGUCAUCUUAUAUCUAAUGGAUCCAAGUUCCAAAAGGGCUUUGAGAUCCCUCCUGGAGGCUUUGUGGUUCUGGGGCAGGAGCAGGAUUCAGUUGGUGGGGAUUUUGAUGAAGCUGAAGCAUUUGUAGGCAGAUUGGCUGGUUUUGCGUUGUGGACUAGGACUCUGAGCCCUGUUGAGGUGUCUGGACUGGCUGAUGGAAAAGGAGUCCCACGAGGAACAGUGCUCAGCCUGGAUGAUGUAGAUCAGAUGUCUGGUUCUGUUCAGCAUAUCACCUGUGAGUGUCUGGAACACUGCUUGUAAAUGCACAACAUAAUCUGCCAGAAAGCACCUUUGAAUUACACAUUGUUUUUGUAGUUACAGUUACAUUUACAUUUAUAUAAAACAAUGUUUAUGUAGUCAUGGAUCAAUCAUACUUCACAUAUUUGGUCUUACUUAACUUUUAACUUGAUUUCAACUAUAAAGUUUGAUUCAAAUAAUCUUUAUUUGGUGUACAGUCUACUUUCAGUUAGCAUUGUCAUGGUUUAGCUACAGAUGUUCAAUUGUUCAGAUGAGGUUUGCUGUGUCCCCUUUCACCUACACUGUUAAAGAGUUUUGUAAAUUACUCUGUAUUUAACUGGAAUAUGAACAAAAUUUUAAUGUAGGAUAGUUCUGCAGUAUGCUACCAUAUUUUAAAGUUGCUUUGUGAAAAUUACUGUAUAUUUUAUAGUAACGAUAAACAAUAUUCAACUAAAUUCAAUUCAAGUUUAUUUAAAUACUGUAGCCUAUUUACAAUACAGAUUGUGUAAAAGCAGCCUAACUUAGAAGUACUAGUAAAGUCCAGAUUUCAGAGUUAAAGUUCAGUUCCCAUGUGCGUGGAGCACGCUCAUGCAUCAUACCAUUAUGCGAUGCAUUGUGUGAACUAUGAGAGUGUGUCUGAGCCUCGGACAUGAUCAGGAAGGCUAUUCCUGAGUUUAGGAGCCAUAAAUGAGAAGGCUCGACCUCUUUUAUUCAGCUUUGCUAUUCUAGGUACUACCAGAAGCCCUGAGUUUUGAGAUCUUAAAAAGCGGCAUGGAUUUUAGCGAAACAGAAGUUGUUUGAUAAACCAGAGCUAGAUUAUUUAAAGCUUUAUAGGUAAGAAGCAAUAUUUUAUAAUCAAUAUAAAACUGAACAGGCAGCCAGUGUAAAGAGGAUAGAAUUGGGGUGAUAUGAUCAUAUUUUCUAGACCUGGUAAGAACUUUGGCAGCUGCAUUUUGCACUAGCUGAAGUUUAUUAAUAGAGGAUGCUGGGUUGCCAGCAAACAGAGCAUUACAGUAAACCAGCCUAGAAGUCAUAAAAACAUGAACUAGCUUUUCUGCAUCUGAGAUGGAUAGCAUACUUCGUAACUUAGCAAUAUUUUCCAGAUAAAAGAAGGCGGUUUUGUGACGUGGAAGAUAUGAUGUUCAAGAGUUAAAUUGCUGUCUAAUAUGACACCCAGAUCUUUUACAGUAGAGCUAAUGCUAACUUUGUAUCCCUCUAAUUGCAGGUUGAGUUGUGAGAUCUGCUGUAUACAGGAUUUAGGUCCAAUAAGUAAUAUACUUCUGUUUUGUCUGAAUUUAAGAGAAGAAAAUUGUUGUUGAUCCAGUCUUUAACAUCUUCAAUACAUUCAGUUAGCUUAGACAGUUCAGACGUCUCGUCAAGUUUUGUUGAAAUAUAUAAUUGAGUAUCAUUUGCAUAGCAGUGAAAGCUGAUCCCGUGUCUUCUAAUAAUGUCUCUCAUAUACAAUACUGUAAAUGAAUAUACAGCAAGAUAAAUGGUGCUGUAAAUACAGUAUUUUUACUGUAAUUGACUUACAGUAUAUUACUGGCGAAUUACUGCCAGUAAGUUACUGUAAAUUCUACAGGGAAUUGUGACAUGUACUUAUACUAUGACCUGCAAGUAUGUAUUCUGUGAAUAAAAAAAUACUUUUGAAGAAAAAUAGUGUCAAACUAUGUAAUAUAAACGUUAACAUUAUUAUUUUUAACAGCAAUUAUUUGGGACUCACUAAUUCUAAUUUUGAAUACUAUAUUUUGGGGAUUAUGCGCAAUUUGGUAGCCUAUGUAUUUGUGUGUGAUUUCAGGGUUUUACACAAACUAACUUAACCGAAAAUU